CUGUUGAGCUUUCAAGGGUAAUCGGAGCCGAGUCCGGCCAACCUCGGCAGCUGCCGAUGAGGGAACGCGGCUCUACCUUCCCCAAUUCCCCCCGCUUGCCUUCACUGCUGCUCCCAGCCUUGGGGACCCCUGGGAUCUGGGGACACCGGGCGUGGAGGGCUCUGUGAAGCCGGCGGGCGCUUUGGGCCAUGCAUUCCCACUGAAAAGAAUCAUCGGUGCUUGCAAGAAGUGCUGUGCGCUGGAUCCUGCGGGAAUUUUUUCCCCUCCCUCCUCCAGUCCGCCCCCAUCCCUCUCUUCUGCCAGGCGUGCCAGCACUGCUCUUCAUUUCUGGGAAACCAUGGACAAGAAGCAAGAUUCCAAAGGAUCCUUGGAGCCACACAAACCAGUGAAAGGCAAGAAGAAACGGGAUCUGAGGAUAACAUGUAUCCCCAUCAAACCACCCGCUGCCAACACAACGCCCCCGAGGAACUUGGACUCCAGGGCGUUCAUUACCAUUGGAGAUAAAAACUUCGAGGUGGAAGCUGAUGACUUGGUGGCCAUUUCGGAGCUGGGCCGUGGGGCCUAUGGCGUGGUGGAGAAGGUCCGGCACGCGCAGAGCGGCACCAUCAUGGCCGUGAAGAGGAUUCGAGCCACUGUGAACACGCAGGAGCAGAAGAGGUUGUUGAUGGACCUGGACAUCUCCAUGAGGACAGUUGACUGCUUCUACACAGUCACCUUCUACGGAGCCCUCUUCCGUGAGGGUGAUGUGUGGAUCUGCAUGGAACUCAUGGACACCUCCCUAGAUAAAUUCUACAAGAAAGUACUGGAGAAGAAGAAAACCAUCCCUGAAGAUAUUUUGGGGAAAAUGGCUGUGUCUAUUGUACGAGCUCUGGAGCACCUGCACAGUAAACUGUCUGUAAUCCAUAGAGAUGUGAAACCUUCCAAUGUGCUGAUCAACAAGGAGGGACAUGUGAAGAUGUGUGACUUUGGGAUCAGUGGCUACUUGGUGGACUCUGUUGCCAAGACCAUGGAUGCUGGCUGCAAACCCUACAUGGCUCCAGAAAGAAUAAACCCUGAGCUGAACCAGAAGGGCUACAAUGUGAAGUCAGAUGUCUGGAGCCUUGGGAUCACAAUGAUUGAACUGGCCAUUCUCCGCUUCCCAUACGAGUCCUGGGGGACGCCCUUCCAGCAGCUCAAGCAGGUGGUGGAGGAGCCCUCGCCCCAGCUGCCGCCCGAGCGCUUCUCCAAGGAGUUCGUGGACUUCACAGCGCAGUGCUUAAGGAAGAACCCAGCUGAGCGAAUGAACUAUUUAGAACUUAUGGAACACCCUUUCUUUACCUUGCACGACACCAAAGAGACUGACAUGGCCUCCUUCGUGACAGAGAUCCUCGGGGAAGACUCCUAACUCCCAGCUCCCAGCUUCCUGCAGUCCCUGCAUCCCGGCUUCCCCGCAGGAGAGCGACCGAGGACUCGAGUUCACGGUGGUUUGCACAAAUUGCACCUCCCCGGCCUGGGGGCAUCUCUGGCCCCAUUUGGCCUUGAAAUCUCUUUGCCCAGAGAAAAAAAUCCCCCAGGAGGAGCCUUUUGAAGCCAACACCUUUCCAGUUAAGCCACGGACUCUGAAGGCUUAGGAGGUCCCAGGAGAAGACCAUGCCCACGAUAUCUGAGCGGGCAGAGGGUGCCAGAGGCCACCUCCCCUCCCCAGUACCUGCUGCACAGCGCAGGGGGUUGUUUCUUUGCUGCCUGGGGAAGACAGAAUCAGUGCUGCUGUGCUUCUCCCACUCCUCUCCUGCCUGCACAAAGCCCCUUCCUCGGAGUCUGGUCUCGCUUGCCUUCCCUUUGUACCUGGCUCUCUGCCCCCAGGAGCCCAUGCAGCUUUAGGGGCUUGUGGGGCCCCCUGGGCUGCUGUUCGCACCAGAGGCUGUUUUAAUGCCUGGCUCGACACCUUAAGGACCCUUUGAGGUAGCACCAGGCCAGGCAUCCCUCUCCCUCAAUCAAUGCUGCUGCCUUGGGGGGGAAAAAAGGCAUUUUUCCACAAGCCCACUGUGACACAAGCUACAGCCCACACUGUCCCCACGCCUGCCCAUGGACUUCAUCCAGCAUCCAUCCCUUCCCUCAUGGGCACAAGGUGAGGGAGAGACAGCAGGUCCCCCAUGCUGCCUCUCCUCCCUCCAGCCGUGGGCUGGGAGGACACAUCCCUGCUCCGGGCAUCGCCUUCCGCAGCCCUGGCUGCCUCCAGCUUCCCUGGCUCCUGGAGAGGACGCUGCUCCAUCUGCUUUCCAACCUGGAGCUGAUGUAAGACCUCGCACUGUGACACCUGCUCGUUCCGGAGGCUGAACUCGCACCCCUCGUGUCCCAAACUGUCCCCAAUCCCUGCGGGUGCCAGCGAGAGCCAAACUCCAGUGACUGGCCCGGGGCUGCCGGCAGUUGUACAUUUGAUGUCUAUAUAUAAUGGACUUUGUAACAUGUUUCCUAGGUUUAAUCUAACUCGCUAUAAAUUAAAGCCCUUCUGUGUGGGAGGAGGGAGGAGCAGUUCCUUCUCUGCUGACAAAUCCACUGUGAAAACCUGAUGUGUUUCCCCAUGCUCCCAGCCCGAGGAGCCAGGGGAGCAGGAGGGGUUUCUGGCUUCUACUGUACAUGAUCAUGGAUAAACGCACCGGCUGUGGAUUUUGGUUUUGUUUUGUUUUUUUUUUUUUUUUUUUUUUUUAAAUAAUUGAGUUUUUCCGAAAGAUUUUUUUUUUCUUUUCUAAUAUAUAUUUGUGUGUGUCUAUGUGUGCUCUAUAUAUAUUAUAUAUUUUUAAAUCAAUGCUGAAUGUGUGGAUGUCUAUGUGGCCAGCAGAUCUGGUGGAAUAAUGUUGUUCUGGCUAAAUUUAGGCAGGUGGGGAAAGGGGUCACUAGAAAACACUCUGGCCUAAAAUAACUUUUUUUUUUCUCUUUUUUAAAGAAAUGCAUCUAUUUUUUAACUGAAUCUUUAAAAAAUGUUAUUCCUGAAAUUCAUACCCUGGAGGUCUGGAUUUCAGGGUCAAUUUCCAGUGUGCAGGGUUCCCCUCAAUGAAGAAUGAUGUCCCCUAAUGCAUUAUCCCACCUCCUGCAGUCCAGGGUUUGAUGUGGUGCUGGGCACCCCCUGCCUGGGAACUGGGGUGCUCCACACCAUCUACCCCCAUGAGCUGCUCCUGGGAAAGCUGCUGUGGGGCAAAUGGUUUUCAGUCCUUGGGACAUCACACAGCCGUGCUUUUCCCUGUGCCAUCCCUCUGAUCCCCCUUCCCAAGUUGACAAACCCUGAGAGAACCAGCCCAGGUGAAGCUGUACAAACCCUGUUCAGCUUUAGUUCGACCCUGAUCCCCCAGCCCAACUCUGGAUGGAAAAUAAGGAAGUGAUUGAUGUUCUCCAUGUCUCCCUCAUCCUGUUCUGCAAACCACCCGACACUCACCUGUACCUGCUUGGUUUGCCAGCUUUGCUGCUGCGAUGUACAACUGUAUUUUUUUUUCAUAGUUGGUUACUUUGGAUUAUUUUUGUUUUGAGUUGAGCUUUUGGUUUCUUUUCCCUUCUUUCUUUGUUUCAACCCCUUUUCCCCUUCCUUUAUCUCACCCUUUUUUUGGUGCUUUGGGGAAUGGUGUUCAUUUUUUAAAAUCUGUUUUUGCAUGCUUUUUAUUUUUUUCUGCAUUUCUCCUGGAGAAAGUCCUGAUUUCUUUAUUUUGGGAAAAGGGACCAUCUGCCCUUUCAAAUGCAGGGGUGAUGGCUCUGGGAUGGGCUUGGGCCCCUGUAGAUGUGUAGAGGCUUUCCUGAGGAGGCAAACACACCACACCUCCCUGUGCCAUGUGCUCUGCUUCAUUCAACACAGAUCUUACCUGUGCACAUCCCAUGUCCCUUUUCACCUCCCUGCUUCCCUGUCCCAUCUGGUUCCCUCUGCAGUGGCAGUUCCUUGGGGAGAACCAGCCUGGCUUUAAGCUGGGUGAGGAAGCCCCUCUCCCCUUGUAGUUUUGGGAAUGGUCUGUACCCCUCAACCCCUGUCCUUGUUUCCAAUAAAAUUCACCCUCAAACUCA
Messenger RNA from Corvus hawaiiensis (hawaiian crow), 4023 nucleotides. It is a transcript of the gene MAP2K3, whose product is annotated as mitogen-activated protein kinase kinase 3. Gene Ontology annotation, molecular function: ATP binding; MAP kinase kinase activity. NCBI's taxonomy places the organism in Eukaryota, Metazoa, Chordata, Aves, Passeriformes, Corvidae. The record is from RefSeq and is a predicted model, not a curated record. The transcript has 13 exons. Gene Ontology annotation, biological process: protein phosphorylation; MAPK cascade. The coding region runs from base 338 to 1384 and encodes 348 amino acids.